AUGCGAAUCUCACUAUACCCAAGCUCACUUCACCCAAUCUCACUAUACCCAAGUUUACCACAGCUAAGCUUUCCUCAGCUAAUCUCACUAUACCUAAGCUCACUUCACCCAUUGUCACUAUACCGUAACUCACCUCAGCCAAUCUCACUAUACCUAAGCUCACUUCACCCAGUCUCACUAUACCCCAACUCACCUCAGCGAAACUCACCUCACCCUAUCCCCUUAUCCCUAAGCUCACCUCACUCAGUCUCACUAUACCCCAGCUCACCUUUGCUAAACUCACCUCACCCAAUCUCACUAUACCCAAGCUCACUAUACCCCAAUUCACUUCACCCAGUCUCACUAUACCCCAACUCACUUCACCCAAUCCCCGUAUCCCUAAGCUCACUUCACCCGGUUUCACUAUACCCAAUCUCACUAUUCCCAAGCUCAUUAUACCCCAACUCGCCUCACCCAAUCUCUCUAUCCCCAAGCUCACCUCAGCCCAGCUCCUGGAGAUUCCCCGAGAGUUUAGAAGUGUUAUGUGGGAAUAUUAAAGGUUAUUUGAUAUCGGAGCGAGUUAUCGACGUCUGCGUAAGAGCUCUCUAUAUUUCCUCUGGAGGCGUAGCCCUGUGGGAGCCUAGCCAGGUGAACCUUACCUGUCAGGUGAUGUCGGUGAUGCUGGCGCUGGUCCUCUCGGGUCAGGCCCCUUUAAAACCCGCCACGGCUGGGGCUGUAAUCUCUUUCCCACUCUGA
Molecule: messenger RNA, 735 nt
Organism: Penaeus indicus
Lineage: Eukaryota; Metazoa; Arthropoda; Malacostraca; Decapoda; Penaeidae
Exons: 4
Coding region: 1-735 (244 amino acids)
Source: RefSeq, a predicted model, not a curated record